Suillus plorans is the source of this 4002-nucleotide messenger RNA. Its product is annotated as P-loop containing nucleoside triphosphate hydrolase protein. The coding region runs from base 1 to 4002 and encodes 1333 amino acids. NCBI's taxonomy places the organism in Eukaryota, Fungi, Basidiomycota, Agaricomycetes, Boletales, Suillaceae. Gene Ontology annotation, biological process: transmembrane transport. The transcript is spliced from 22 exons. Gene Ontology annotation, molecular function: ATP hydrolysis activity; ATP binding; ABC-type transporter activity. The record is from RefSeq and is a predicted model, not a curated record. Gene Ontology annotation, cellular component: membrane.
AUGUCAGACAGCCACCUCUCCACGCCUGGCGAGAAGCGGCCUGCUUCUCAGGACACUCACACAUCACAAAUCAGGCCGAAGAGCAGCUUUCUCUCUGCGAACAAGGAUGCAUCCAUCGUAGUCGAGAAAAAGGAUCCAGAUGAUGAUGAUGAUGUUGUUGUGGAUGCCAAACUAACGCAAUCCGUUCAACCUGUUUCAUUUUUUUCGCUGUUCCAGUUUUCUACUUCAUUUGAGAUUAUAAUUGACAUUAUCGGUGUAGUCUGUGCGGCUGCUGCUGGCGCAGCUCAGCCUCUCAUGAGUUUGCUAUUUGGGAAUUUAACCCAAGAUUUUGUCAACUUCAGUUUGGCAGACAACAAUUAUACCGCAUCGUUGCAAAGCGGCAAUCCCACUGCCAUUGCACAAGCUCAACAGAUUCUGAACGCCGCUGCAGUUGGAUUUCGCAAGAGUUCUGCACUAGAUGCCUCCUAUCUGACAUACAUUGGUGUCGGCAUGUUUGUGUGCACAUAUGUGUACAUGACUGUUUGGACUUACACCGGCGAGGUUAAUGCGAAAAGAAUACGAGAACGGUAUCUCCAAGCGGUGCUCCGUCAGGAAAUUGCUUACUUCGAUGAUGUCGGAGCUGGAGAAGUCGCUACUCGCAUUCAAACCGAUACUCAUUUGGUACAACAAGGCAUAUCCGAAAAAGUCCCUAUCGUCGUGAGCUUCCUUGCCGCAUUCGUUACUGGUUUCGCCCUCGCAUAUGCUCGAUCAUGGCGCCUUGCUUUGGCAUUGACAUCGAUUUUUCCAUGCAUCGCCAUAACCGGAGCUGUCAUGAACAAAUUCGUCUCCAAGUAUAUGCAAAUGUCUCUCAACCAUAUCGCCGAGGGAGGAUCCCUUGCUGAAGAGGUCAUUUCCACUGUCAGAACUGCGCAAGCUUUCGGAGCUCAGAAAUUCUUGACGUCUUUGUAUGACAAGCACAUCGAUGGUUCCCGCAUUGCUAACUCCAAGGGUGCCAUCUGGAAUGGUGGAGGACUGGCCUGCUUCUUCUUUGUCAUUUAUUGCGCAUAUGCUCUCGCCUUUGACUUUGGUACUACCCUCAUUAAUGAGGGGCUCGCCAAUGCCGGUGCAGUCGUAAAUGUCUUCUUGGCUAUCUUGAUUGGUUCUUUCUCUCUGGCCCUUCUUGCACCUGAGAUGCAAGCAAUCACCAAUGGACGUGGAGCUGCAGCUAAGCUAUAUGCUACGAUCAAUCGUACUCCCUCAAUAGACUCCGCUGAUCCAGGAGGUCUGAGACCCGAAAAGGUCAUCGGCGAGAUCACUCUCGAGGACGUUAAAUUCAGUUAUCCAUCCCGCCCCAACGUCCAUAUCAUGAAAGGUCUCAGCAUAAAUUUCCCUGCUGGUAAGACUGCUGCACUCGUCGGGGCAUCUGGUUCUGGAAAGUCGACCAUCGUUUCACUUAUCGAGCGUUUCUAUGAUCCUUCGAGUGGCUCCGUCAAACUUGACGGUGUUGAUUUGCGGAAGCUGAACAUAAAGUGGUUGCGAUCUCAGAUCGGUUUAGUUUCCCAAGAACCCACACUCUUUGCGACAACGAUCAAAGGCAAUGUCUUGCACGGACUCAUCGGCACCCCAUACGAGAACGCCUCUGAAGAAGAGAAAUUCAAACUCAUUCGAGAAGCGUGUAUCAAGUCAAAUGCUGAUGGUUUCAUCACCAAGCUGCCACAAGGAUAUGAUACUUUGGUUGGCGAACGUGGGUUCUUGUUGUCAGGUGGGCAGAAGCAGCGUAUAGCUAUCGCUCGUGCCAUCGUUUCCGAUCCCCGCAUUCUCCUUCUUGACGAGGCCACUAGUGCGCUUGAUACGCAAUCCGAGGGUAUUGUUCAGGAUGCAUUGGACAAGGCUGCCGCUGGACGUACGACUAUCACCGUCGCUCACCGACUCUCAACGAUCAAAGAUGCAGAUAGGAUCUUUGUCAUGGGAGACGGCCUCGUUCUGGAGCAAGGUACCCAUAAUGAGCUAUUGGCCGAUGAGGACGGCGCAUACGCGCGCCUCGUCCAAGCACAAAAGCUGCGCGAGUCGCGUGAAGAUCAGAACAUCGAGAGCACAACAGCAGCCAGUGCCGAAGAAGAUAUGGAGAAGGCCAGCCUGGAAGAGAUUCCUCUCGAUCGCAAAUACACGAAUCAUUCAGUGACCAGCGAUAUCGUAAACAAAAGCAACGAAAAGAAAGGGAAGGCUGAGGUCGACGAAGACAAAUAUAGUUUGUUCUACUUGUUCAAACGUGUGGGAGCUCUUCACCGGGAAGGAUUGCAUCGCUAUGCAAUUGGUACUUUCUUUGCAAUUUGUACUGGCGCUGUUUAUCCUGUAUUUGGUAUCGUAUAUGGUCAAGCAAUUGCUGGAUUCUCUGCACCGACGAACGCUGAGAGACGUUAUGAUGGCGAUCGUAAUGCCCUAUGGUUCUUCAUCAUCGCUAUCUUGUCUGCAAUAUCUAUUGGCUUGCAAAAUUAUUACUUUGCAUCCUCUGCAGCAAUUUUGACAGCUAAAUUGCGGUCAAUCUCCUUCAAGGCUAUCCUUCGUCAAGACAUUGCAUACUUCGACAAGGAGGAGAACAGCACUGGUGCACUGACGUCGAAUCUGAGCGACAAUCCGCAGAAAGUGAACGGCCUCGCUGGCGUUACUCUUGGAGCAAUCGUGCAAGCAUGCGUCACAGUAAUCGCUGGGUCGGUGAUCGGAUUGUCCUAUGCAUGGCAGCCAGCUUUGGUCGGAAUGGCAUGUAUUCCUGUGCUUAUCUCUGCAGGCUAUAUUCGUCUGCGAGUGGUCGUCUUGAAGGACCAGCAGAAUAAGGCAGCACAUGAGUCGUCGGCGCAGCUUGCAUGCGAGGCUGCCGCAGCAAUCCGCACAGUCGCAUCGCUGACGCGCGAGGAAGACUUCCUACAGCUCUACAGCGCCAGCUUAGAAGGGCCCUUGCGCAGGUCGAAUCGCACUGCAUUAUGGAGUGGCUUGUUUUUCUCCCUUUCUCAAGCCAUGUCCUUCUUCGUCAUCUCAUUAAUUUUCUGGUAUGGUUCACUCCUCGUCUCGAAUUUCAAAAUUACCACCACGGGAUUCUUCGUUGCACUCAUGAGCACAACCUUCGGGGCAAUUCAAGCUGGCAAUGUCUUCGCCUUUGUACCGGAUAUCUCGUCCGCCAAGGGUGCUGGUGCAGCAAUCAUCAAGCUCAUCGAUUCAACCCCAGAGAUUGAUGCCGAGUCGCCUGAAGGGAAGAGUAUAUCUGGAGAAUUCGUUAAGGGCCAAAUUCGCUUUGAGAAUGUUCACUUCCGUUACCCCACUCGUCCUGGCACCCGUGUCCUCCGCGGCUUAACGUUCAAGGUUGAGCCAGGUACAUACAUCGCUUUGGUUGGUGCCAGUGGAUGCGGUAAAAGUACAGUUAUCCAGUUGAUUGAGCGAUUCUAUGAUCCGUUGUCAGGCCGAGUUCUUCUUGAUAACGAACCCGUCGACGAGUUCAAUAUUCAGGAAUACAGAAAGCAGCUUGCCCUUGUGUCCCAGGAACCAACACUCUACGCCGGCACCAUUCGCUUCAAUAUCCUGCUAGGUGCCAUCAAGCCAGAGUCUGAGGUAACUCAGGAGGAAAUUGAGGAUGUUUGCCGCAAUGCCAAUGUUUUGGAUUUCAUCAAAUCUCUUCCAAAUGGCUUUGACACUGAGGUCGGUGGGAAAGGGUCGCAACUUUCUGGUGGCCAAAAGCAGCGCAUUGCAAUAGCCCGUGCCCUACUUCGCAACCCGAAGGUCCUUCUACUAGAUGAAGCCACUUCAGCGUUAGAUUCGAAUUCUGAGAAGGUGGUGCAGGCGGCUCUUGAUCAAGCCGCCAAGGGUCGCACGACGAUAGCAAUAGCUCAUCGUCUUUCGACGAUUCAGAAUGCUGACUGCAUAUACUUCAUUAAGGAAGGCCGUGUCAGUGAAGCUGGUACUCACGACGAGCUCCUUUCGCUGAAGGGCGACUACUACGAAUAUGUCCAAUUGCAAGCAUUAAGCAAGAAAUAG